Messenger RNA from Rhodamnia argentea, 1756 nucleotides. Its product is annotated as methylthioribose kinase-like. Gene Ontology annotation, molecular function: S-methyl-5-thioribose kinase activity. Bases 159 to 1433 code for a protein of 424 amino acids. Lineage: Eukaryota; Viridiplantae; Streptophyta; Magnoliopsida; Myrtales; Myrtaceae. The transcript has 6 exons. The record is from RefSeq and is a predicted model, not a curated record.
AGAAGAAGGCCAGGUUCAGACACGAGAGCAUCCUAUGAACAUUUCACCUUUUCCCAUUUUUCAUCGUAACUCACAAACUAAGUACGAGUUCCAGUUCGGACCCUUCAAUUCCCCGUGCCAACCGCCGCCCGUGUCGCCGCCGGCGACUUUCCGCUUCCAUGGCUUUCGCGGAGUUCCGGCCACUGGACGAGAAGUCCCUGGUGGAGUACAUCAAGUACACGCCCGCUCUCGCCUCGAAGCUGGGGGAUAAAUUCGAUGACCUGAAGAUUAGAGAAGUGGGAGACGGCAAUCUCAACUUUGUCUUCAUCGUUGCAGGCUCUGGUGGCUCUUUUGUCAUCAAGCAGGCUCUCCCUUACGUUCGGUGCAUUGGGGAAUCAUGGCCGAUGACGAAAGAGCGAGCAUACUUCGAGGCAGUAGCAUUGAAAGAGCAAGGGCAUUGGUGCCCCGGUCAUGUUCCGGAGGUUUAUCAUUUCGACCGUACUAUGUCUCUAAUAGGCAUGCGUUACCUAGAGCCUCCACAUAUAAUACUGAGAAAAGGACUGAUUGCUGGAAUUGAGUACCCAUUACUGGCGGAGCACAUGUCAGAAUUUAUGGCAAGAACCCUUUUCUGCACGUCCCUUCUGUAUCAUUCCACCACAGAGCACAAACGUGCAGUAGCGGAGUUCUGCGGGAACGUCGAGUUGUGCAGGCUGACUGAGCAGGUUGUUUUUUCUGACCCUUACAAAGUAUCCAAAUACAACCGUUGGACUUCCCCUUAUCUGGAUGCGGAUGCUGAGGCUGUAAGGGAGGAUAAUGAUUUGAAGCUUGAAAUAGCUGAGUUGAAAUCCAUGUUCUGUGAAAGAGCUCAAGCACUGAUACAUGGAGAUCUCCACACUGGUUCGGUCAUGGUUACCCGAGAUUCGACCCAAGUAAUAGAUCCAGAGUUCGCAUUUUAUGGGCCAAUGGGAUUUGAUGUUGGAGCCUUCCUGGGAAAUUUGUUUUUGUCAUUCUUCUCUCAGGAUGGGCAUGCAAAUCAAGGGAACGACAGAAAAGCAUACAAGGAAUGGAUUUUGCAAACCACUGAAGAGACGUGGAAUCUAUUCCAACAGAAGUUUGUAAACCUCUGGAAUGAACACAAGAAUGGGUCUGGUGAGGCAUAUCUACCAGCAAUCUAUAACAAUGAUGUGCUGCUUGAGCUGGUCCAGAGGAAAUUCAUGAAGGAUUUAUUCCAUGACUCCCUUGGAUUUGGUGCUGCCAAAAUGAUAAGGUGCGACUGGAUGAUGUGGAGAAUUGUUGGGAUUGCGCACGUGGAAGAUUUUGAGUCCAUAACUGAUGCUGGUAAGCGUGCAGACUGCGAGCGCCGAGCUCUCAAUUUUGCCAGGAUGCUUCUUAAGGAAAGGCAAAAAUUUGAAGGAAUCAGUGAAGUUGUCUCAUUGGUUCGGAAAUUGAACUGAGCCUUGGGAUUAAUGUAUUGAGGUACCUUUGGGUCCCCCGUCCUUUACUGUUUGCGAGUCCUUGUGCAUUUCGAAACACAUGAAGAGUGUGAAGUUCCAGUAUAGUGUCCAAUGCACUGCCUGAUCAGUUCAUGGGCAACUCUCUGCUUUCUUGGAUAGUUAAUUCCACUGAUGACUCAUUGCUCGGGCGAUGAAUAGAGUUGUUACUUUGUCUACUUUGGAUCCAUGAAUGAUGUCUAUGCUGUGGCCUUUCUCGACUUUGCUUGAUGCAGAGCUGGUUAUGGAACUACCAUAUACAGAUGGCAAUUCUUGUAUUUUUUUUU